CACGAAAGAGUGAGCGAGAGACAAGAGAGUGACUCGUGUGACACGUACCGACUUCGCCAGCCAGGCUUUAUCUAUUGUUUUUUUCUGCCCAACAAAUCGAUCGUCCGCACCUUGAACGUCCACGUCCACUCGGAAGAUUUGCCAGGCAAGAACACAAAAAUCCACCGAGCAACAAGCCACCGUUGUGAGACCGCCCGUUGUUGAGGUCCCGAGCCGCUCCGUGCCGUGCGCAGAAGACGACGACGUGUCCUCCGGAAGUUUGGCGUACAGCCUGCCCACAACGCGAACGGGGAAACGAAAAUGGCUGGAGGAGGUGCCCCGUCGAAGGAGGACAUCGAUGCCAUCUUCCAUCGGUUACGUUCGUUACCCACGAACAAGAGCUGCUUUGAUUGCGGAGGAAAGAAUCCCACCUGGUCGUCGGUACCGUUGGGCGUCUUCAUCUGCAUCGACUGUGCGGCGGUUCACAGGAACCUGGGCGUUCAUCUAACGUUCGUGCGCUCCACCAAUCUGGACACGAACUGGACCUGGAUACAGAUCCGCCAGAUGCAAGUCGGGGGUAACGCGAACGCGUCCCAGUUCUUUCGGCAGCAUAAUUGCAACACUAGCGAUGCGCAGCAAAAGUACAAUUCACGUGCUGCCCAGCUCUACAAGGAUAAGCUGCUCAGCAAGGCGCAACAGUCGCUACAACAGCACGGCACGACGCUGCACAUCGACUCCGUGCAUGAUCAGGCGAAUACCACCGACAACAAGAAGGAGUUGGACUUUUUCGCCGAAUGUGAAAACUUCGAUAAUGCGGUCAGUAGUGAGGCCUCGGAUAGCAUCGCGGAAGCCCGCAGAGACGCACGCAACAACAAUAGCAGCACCACGCCGGAUGAGGCCAACAUUCCAAAACUGGCUUCACUGAGCGCAACACUCGAUCCGACUGCUGGCCCACGGGUUGAUUUCCUCAACUCGGAGGUACCGGUGGAAGCACCGAAAUCUACGAUCGGUGUACGCAAGAUCCAACCGAAGAAGGCCGGUCUCGGUGCACGGAAGGGUGGAGGACUCGGAGCGACCCGUGUAAAGACCAACUUUGCCGAGAUCGAGGAACGUGCCAACAUGGCCGACAAGCUUAAGCUAGCCGCUUCGUCAACGCCAGCGGCUGCCGAGAAGGUACAGAGCGAAGAGGAGAAAGCGGAAACGCUGGCCAGCGUACGGCUCGCCUAUCAGGACCUUUCGAUCAAGCAGCACCGCGAAGAGGAGAAGCUGAAGGCGAUCGAUCCGAAUAAGGCGAAACAGAUGGAACGGCUCGGUAUGGGCUUUGGGCGAGCGGGCGGUGUCUCGCAUUCCGUCCUGACCGAUAUGAAGACGAUCACGCAGGAAGAAACGACGCGCAGUGGCGCAACGGUAUCGAAGGCGUACGAUCGUGACGACUCCUCUGUGGGCGGUGGUAGCAGGAACACUGACGGCGGCGGUGGUGGUGGUGGCAGUAACAACGAUUUCUUCGACGAUUACUCCAUCAUCUACGGAAUAUCGGGUAGUGGCAACAAGAGCGGCAACGAUUUGACGGAAGCCAAUCAGUUGGGCUAUGAUACUCUGGAACCGAUUGAUAGUAAACGCCCGGCAGUGAGAUCGAUGUUCUCGGCACAACCGGCUGGCAGUGGGUUUAAAAGUGGAUCCAGUAUUAGUGAUCAGCCAACGUACAACCGAGGAAACAACAGCAAUAACAACAGCAGCACCAGCAGUUCUGGCAGCAGCAACAACAGAGGCCGCAAACCCAUCCCAGAAACGGCCGAUAGUGUGAGCGAAACGGCACAAAAGAAGUUUGGCUCAGCCAAGGGUAUCUCGUCCGAUCAGUUCUUCGGUAACGAACAGUCGGCGUAUGAGCGAUCGGCCAACCUGUCCAAGUUCCAGGGUUCCACCAGCAUCUCCUCCGCCGACUACUUUGGCAACGGUUCAUCGAGCGGAGGUUCAGGGAGUCGUUCAGCUGCCCGUGGUCCAGCAUUGCAGUACAAUGGUCCCGAUCUGGACGACGUUAAGGAGAGUGUUCGACAAGGUGUCACCAAGGUAGCGGGACGAUUGAGUACCAUAGCCAGUGAUGUCAUGAACUCGAUUCAGGACAAAUACGGCUACUAGUGCCUCUUCCGGCGGUAUCACAUGUUCAUGGUUCCUUGUGCAAGACAGGCAAAGACAGAGAGAAAAAGAGAGGGAGAGAGAGCAAUGUGCAUCUUCGUUACUAGACUAUAGUUUAAUGUUACGCUAAAUCCUGGCUUCAUCCUUAUAUGCCCUUAUUUUAUGUUUUAUACGGUGCGAAUUAGCUAGAAGUCCUGUCGCUUCCCACCCGUUGCCACUCGAUACAAUCUGUGCAAUUACCGAACAACGACCUUUUGCGGGAUGGUUUAUUUCUUUUUUUGAUAGAAUAUACUUUAUCAAUGUUUUUUUUUCUGUUUGUGUUGUUAAUACCCCCUUAACUUUGUUACGGUUUCAAACGCUUUGGGGCACCAGUUAUCGUGCCACGUGCCAGAGAUGGUAGCUCCAUGUUGCGUCGGGUAGGAGCGCAAACAAUCGAAGACGGUUGCUGAUGGUCGUAUUACAAUAAUUAGGAAAUCUAGUAGACAAUUUUUGGAACACCGCUGUAGACCGAGAACACUACGCUACGGGUUAUGAUAAUCGAUCAGAUACAAAGACACACACAUACACCUUUUCACACGUACAUGCCACGGGAUAUAGGGCUCGCUUGUAGAAAACCUAGAAAAAAACACUAAUAGGCGGACAUUCCCAUCCUUCACGAUAACUGGCUUGAGGGAAGCUGAAGAAAAAAAGGAUCCCGCAACCGUCUAGGAUUAUCUGGAUUCAUCGAGCCAUCACGACACUUUUGAUUAUGAAUAUUAUUUUAAAUGUUUACUGCAUCUUCUACGAAUCCAACGGGCAGGCCCAUUCGUCGUCAAAGGACCCGAAAUACACUACUACUACACGCAGAAACAGAAAGUUACGAAAAAGCAUCUAAUAUUUAAACCAAGAAGCGGUGUGGGAACGAAACGGAUGUUACUGUAAUAAAGUCUCUAUUAUUGUAUACUGCA
This is a messenger RNA of Anopheles aquasalis, 3059 nucleotides long. It is a transcript of the gene ArfGAP3, whose product is annotated as ADP-ribosylation factor GTPase activating protein 3. The record is from RefSeq and is a predicted model, not a curated record. Gene Ontology annotation, molecular function: GTPase activator activity. NCBI's taxonomy places the organism in Eukaryota, Metazoa, Arthropoda, Insecta, Diptera, Culicidae. Gene Ontology annotation, biological process: COPI coating of Golgi vesicle.